AAACGCACAUCGCUUCUGGUCGUCUUCCUGCCUCCCUCUCCUCGUCCUCCCCCUCGCCGAGCUUCUCCUCUCGCCAUUUCCUCCCCGAAUCACCGCCGCCCAAAUCCACCGCGGCAAACCCCUCUCCCCCCGUGCUCGUCGAGCAAUCCGGAGCCCUCCGUGCGAAGAUUCCGCGGAGCAGGCCGCUGUCUCCCCCCUCGUCUCCGACUCUCCCGCCGUAUCGCUGCGGCCAGCAGCCUGAAUCUCGAGGCCGACCAGCUCGCAGGGGCUCCAGGGGCGGAUAACGUUCCCUCUCGGCGUCCCUGCGGGUCGGCGGCCCGAAUCCGUUGCUGGAGGGAGCCCGGGGGCUGCUGGAGCUCGCUCCUCCGGAUAAGAUCGGAGCAGGGAUUGGUGGGGCUCGCUGGGUAGGGCCCGGCCAUGGCGCUGUUCCGCAAGUUCUUCUUCAAGAAGCCGCCCGACGGGGUGCUCCUCAUCACGGAUAACAUCUACGUUUUCGAUCAUUGCUUCUCCUUGAAUGCACCGGAAGAGGACCAGUUCGAGGCACACACCAGAGGCAUCGCAGCACAUCUUCUAGAAGACUUCCAUGAUCACUCAUUCAUGGUCACGAACUUCGGGACUCGGGCAGAGGAAAGCCGCUUAUACCACAUUUUAUCCGAGUAUGGCAUGACUGUUUUGGACUACCCGGGCCACUACGAGGGGUGUCCACUUCUCACCAUCGAAAUGGUCCACUGCAUCCUGAAGUCCAGCGAAAGCUGGCUCUCUCUGGGCCAGCACAACUUACUCAUAAUGCACUGCGAGCAAGGGUGCUGGCCUAUCCUGGCUUUCAUGCUAGCCGCUCUCUUGUUGUACCUGGGCCAGUAUUCAGAUGAGCAGAAAACACUGGAUAUGCUCUACAAACAAUCAUCUUCCGAGUUCUUGGAGAUGUUCUCACCUCUAAAUCCCAUGCCUUCUCAAAUUAGAUACUUGCGGUAUAUUUCGAUGAGGAAUGUCAUGCCUGAGUGGCCUCCCGCUGAUAGAGCCCUCACACUGGAUUGUCUGACUUUGAGGAUGCUUCCUGAUUUUCAAAGUCAAGGUGGUUUUUGUCCGAUAUUCAGGAUAUAUGGUCCAGAUCCACUCAUGCCCCAUGAUCAGACUCCCAAAGUUCUUUUUUCAACCCCCAAAACUAGUAAUCUUGUCCGUUUUAAUUCACAGGCAGAUGAACGGGUGAACAUAAACCUUCAAUGUCAUGUCCAAGGUGACGUUGUCAUAGAGUGUAGCAACUUGUAUGAUGAUCUAGAUAGCGAGGAGAUGGUAUUCCGGAUCAUGUUCAACACCGCUUUCAUCAGGUCAAACAUCUUGAUGCUCAGCCGUGAUGAAAUAGACAUGUUAUGGAAUGCGAAAGAUCAAUUCCCGAAAGAUUUUCGAGCUGAGGUUAUCUUUUCUGACAUGGAUGCAACUACUUCGCUUGUUACGACAGAGCCUUUGAGUCAUCAAGAUAAACAAGGACUUGGUGUUGAAGAGUUUGCUAAAGUGCUAGAUAUCUUCAACCAUUUGGACUGGUUGGAUGGGGAUAUGGAUACUGCACUGGACACACCCCAGAAAAGGUUCCAGGUUACUUCCCAAGGAAAUAUUAAUGCAUCUCCUCCUGAUGAGCCUGAAACCUUUUUUGAUACUCAAGAAGAACUUGGCUUUGAUAAUUUCUCUGGUGAAAUCAACUCUUCUGCUCGUGUGCUGAAGCUUCAAAAUCACUUUGGUAUGCUUGGCAGCACUGAACUUAAACAAGGCCCCCCACAUUCAAGUCCAACGGAAGUUCCAUCCAAACCACAUAGAAUAGAUUUGGAUCCUUCACGAACAGAGCCUCCUCCGGUGUUGUUUUCACCAUCAGAGGUUACAAAGCCAAAGGCUAGUGCUUCAUCAGUAGCAACAUCUUCAGUUACAGUUACACCCCAGCCUGUAUUUUCACCAGUUCAACCGCAGCCACUGCCAUCUGAUUCUGCUGUGCAAAUUUCAUCAGAGGCAUCAGCGACAACAUCUGCAGGGAAGCCUGGUUCACAAACUCCAAUACAGCAUGAACCUUCACCUCUUAUGGUAACUAAAUCAGGAUCAUCAACAUCUUGGAUACCAUCAUGUGCACCUCCUCCGCUUCCUCCCCGACCGACCACUGUUUCAUUAGCCCCUGUUCCCCCUACCUUACCCAUAAAUACUAGUACAAGUCUGAUCAGUGUUUCCCUUAAAUCAACCAUGCCCUCCCCUUCACCUCCUCCAGAGCCAUCAGCCUUUGCACAAGCUUUUGCAACGGAACAACUGGUUAAAUCACAAGAAUCUUCUUACGAGAUUCUCAAGUCACUGCCUGAUACUUCUACAGCUUCAGCUUCUUCAGUUUGUAUACUAAAGGAAUCUAGUACCCCUAAAGCAUCUUCACUGGUGACGUUGCCUGCAAUUCCUCUGAAUUCAGACUCAGGGCCCUUAGUAACUCCAGUCACAAGAUCAGAUCUUAACCCAGCAUCACCGCUCCCACCACCACCACCGCCACCUCCCCCUCCUCCUAUAAAAGCAGCCACUGUGUAUGAACAGGAGACAAGCAGGAAAGAAAAGGUUGCACCACCUCAGCUUCCACCCCCACCACCUCCACCAGCACUGCCACAAGCACCUUUUGAAAAUGCUACACAGUCGUUUACUACGUAUGAAAUUUCUUCCCCACCAGUUCGAUCUUCACCACCACCCCUGCCCCCACCACCACCUCCCUCAUUGGUAAGCAGAAAAGAAACGGUUACACCAGCUCAGCCUCCUCCUCCGCCACCUCCACCAGCACUGCCACGAGCACCUUUUGCAAAUUCUUCUACACAGUCGUUUACUGCGUAUGAAAUUUCUUCCCCGCCAAAGAAAGUUCGAUCUUCACCACCACCACCACCGCCACCACCCCCCUCAUUGGUAAAAUCAUCAUUUUCUCCUCCACGUGCACCGCCGCCACCACCCCCACCUCCUCCACUACCUAAUAACCAUUUAGUUUCAUCAUCUCAUCUGCAGUUUGCUGACAAAAAGGUCAGUUCAGCAUCAAAAUAUGCGGUUCCAUCACCUUUGAGCCCCAACUUUUCACAAACAGUUCCAAGGCUGCAAGCACCAACCAUUCCACCACCACCUCCUCCUCCACCUCGAAGUAGCUCGUUGGUUUCUUCAUCUCCAUCCACAAGUGGUAGACAUUUCAUGGCUGCCCCUCAUCCUCCCCCACCUCCCCCACGAUUGCAUACCAUGGCAUCUCAUGUAUCGGUGCCACCUGCACCCCCGUUACUCGUUGCUGCCCCUCAUCCUCCCCCACCUCCCCCGCCAUUGCAUACCAUGUCAUCUCGUGGGUCAGCACCACCUGUACCCCCAUUGCCUCCUCCGAAGCUAGCUGGGGCCAGCAAUGCUUCACAAAAACAAUCAGUAACCCGACCACCGCCACCUCCACCAGGCCCACCUCCUAAGAAUUCUUCAAACUCUUUGCCAAGCAAAGGAACCGUUGUCAGUGCUGCCCCUCCCCCGCCUCCUACAUUAUCAUUUGGUGCAAAGGGCCGCAGCGCAGUCCGGUCAAAAAGCCCUAGAGGUUUGCGUGCCAACCAGCCAUCCAAGAGGACACCUCUGAAGCCAUUACACUGGGUAAAAGUGUCAAGAGCAACACAGGGAAGCUUAUGGGCAGAUACACAGAAGUCUGAUGAAGCAUCUAGGACUCCGGAGAUUGAUCUGUCUGAGCUUGAAAGUCUUUUCUCAGUAUCCAUGCCAAGUAUGGAUGCAAAACGGACACGCCAACGUCCUCCUGUUGCAUCAAAACAAGAAAAAGUUCACUUGAUUGACCUCCAGCGUUCAAAGAAUUGUGAAAUUAUGCUGCGGAACAUUAAGAUGCCAUUGCCUGAUUUGAUGGCUUCAGUGCUUACCCUUGAUGAUUCCAUCGUUGAUGGUGAUCAAGUAGAUUAUCUGAUAAAGUUCUGCCCAACUAAGGAAGAAAUGGAACUGCUCAAAGGUUAUACAGGCAGCAAAGAUAAUCUAGGAAAAUGUGAGCAGUUCUUCUUGGAAAUGAUGAAAGUGCCAAGGGUGGAGUCAAAACUGAGAAUCUUAUCCUUUAAGAUAAAGUUUCUUACACAGGUUGCAGACGUGAAAAAUAACUUGAAUACCAUUAAUGAUGUUGCUGAAGAGGUUAGGAACUCUGACAAGCUUAAGCGAGUGAUGCAAACAAUUCUUUCCUUGGGGAAUGCAUUAAACCAAGGAACUGCAAGGGGUUCAGCCGUUGGAUUUAGAUUAGAUAGUCUUCUUAAGCUCAUUGAUAUACGGGCACGAAACAAUAAGAUGACUCUCAUGCAUUAUUUGUGCAAGGUUCUUGCAGGCAAGCUUCCUGAAGUUCUUGAUUUUGUUAAGGAUCUUGCGCAUUUAGACCCCGCCACAAAGAUCCAAUUGAAAGACUUGGCGGAGGAAAUGCAAGCGAUAACUAAGGGACUGGAAAAGGUUGAGCAGGAACUGGCAACAUCUGAAAAAGAUGGUCCAGUGUCUGAGACGUUUUACAAGAAACUGAAGGAAUUUCUGGCUGAUGCCCAAGCUGAAGGGAGGUCAUUAGCUUCGCUUUACAGUACAGCGGGCAAAAGCGCGGAUUCUCUAGCACAUUAUUUUGGUGAAGAUCCUGUGCGGUGUCCAUUUGAGCAAGGUUUAAACAACCCCUCUCAGCUCUUUCGUAGCAUAUCAAUCUUUGCAAACUUUGACCAAGGCAUAAAGAAAAAUAUCUACACCCAGAAUACCAAAUACAUACAUACAUUAGAUACAUGAUGAAGCAUAUUUUCAUAUUGUGUAUGUUUGGUUGCUUUCACCGGCAAGGACAUUGAAUUCUCCGACUGGAAGGGCGACAUCCUCGCCGUCGCGGUCACGGAGAAGGAUCUGUACAAAGGCUCAGACUCCAAAUUUGAGAAUGCUGUGCUGAAGAAGCUCGACGCCCAGCUCAGUGGUCUCCUGUCUGAGGCCUCAGCCGAGGAGGAUUUCACCGGGAAGGCCGGGCAGUCGGUGGUUCUCCGCCUCUCUGGGCAGGGCUUCAAGAGGGUGGCUCUGGUUGGCCUCGGCCAGAGUGCCCCAUCCACCGCCGCGGCUUGCCGGGGUAUCGGUGAGUCCGUUGCAUCGGUUGCCAAGUCUGCUCAGGCUAGCAGCGUUGCUAUUGUCCUUGCAUCCCCAGCUGGGAUCCAGGAAGGGUUCAAGCUCAACGCUGCCGCGGCAAUCGCUUCUGGAACCGUGCUUGGCUUGCAUGAGGACAGCAGAUUCAAGGCUGAGUCAAAGAAGGUGCAUCUUAAACAAGUAGAUCUUAUUGGACUGGGUUCUGGUUCAGAGCUGGACCAGAAACUUAAGUAUGUGAAUGAUCUUUCCUCGGGCGUGAUUUUCGGGAAAGAGCUUGUCAACGCACCUGCAAAUGUCCUUACCCCUGCUGUACUUGCGGAGGAGGCAUCAAAGAUUGCUUCUGAAUACAGUGAUGUAUUCACUGCCACAAUAUUAGAUGUAGAGAAAUGCCAGGAGCUAAAGAUGGGCUCCUACUUGGGAGUUGCUGCAGCUUCUGCAAAUCCUCCUCACUUCAUCCACUUGUGCUACAAACCCGUUGGCGGCAAUGUCAAGAGAAAGCUGGCUAUUGUUGGGAAGGGUCUAACUUUUGACAGUGGAGGCUACAACAUUAAGACUGGACCAGGCUGCAGUAUUGAACUGAUGAAGUUUGACAUGGGAGGUUCCGCAGCAGUAUUUGGUGCAGCAAAAGCUUUGGCCCAAAUCAAGCCUCCUGGAGUAGAGGUUCACUUUAUUGUUGCUGCCUGUGAGAAUAUGAUUAGUGGCACAGGAAUGAGACCUGGUGACAUUUUGACUGCCUCUAACGGGAAGACAAUUGAGGUAAAUAACACUGACGCUGAAGGGAGGCUUACGCUUGCUGAUGCUUUGGUCUAUGCUUGUAAUCAAGGUGUUGACAAGAUUAUUGAUCUGGCAACACUAACUGGUGCCUGUGUUGUUGCACUUGGGCCUAGCAUUGCUGGAAUCUUCACACCAAGUGAUGAACUAGCCCAGGAAGUCACCGCUGCAUCUGAGUUAUCGGGGGAGAAGUUCUGGAGAUUGCCCAUGGAGGAAAGCUACUGGGAACAGAUGAAGUCUGGUGUGGCCGACAUGGUCAACACCGGUGGCCGACAGGGCGGCUCAAUCACCGCUGCCCUGUUCCUUAAACAGUUUGUCGACGAGAAGGUUCAGUGGAUGCACAUCGACAUGGCGGGGCCGGUGUGGAACGACAAGAAGCGUGCCGCCACAGGAUUCGGCGUGUCCACCUUGGUGGAGUGGGUCCUCAAGAACUCAUCAUCAUCCUGAAUGAACAUCCCCCCUGAUUUCCAUUGGUUCUGAUACUACGUCGGAAGGAAGCAACCCGAGUGGUGUUCAACAUCAUCUGUACCAGGGAAAAUUAAUGGAUUUUAUUUGCUUUUGGCUGGCGUAUGGACUAUGGAAUGGAGCGAUAUAAUAAGGAAGGGUUUCAUGGAGGAAAAUAAAACAGAAUGUCGUUGAACACUUCCCUUGAAAGAUUAAAUGGUGUUUCAUCGUUUUCA
This is a messenger RNA of Triticum urartu, 6557 nucleotides long. Lineage: Eukaryota; Viridiplantae; Streptophyta; Magnoliopsida; Poales; Poaceae. The record is from RefSeq and is a predicted model, not a curated record.